AUGUCCUCGCCAAAAUAUACCGUUCAGCUUGUAUCCACGGAACUUAAACCGACUCCUAUUCCAGUAAACGCACCAAAAAGAAACAAUAGUCGUGGUUGCAACGAGCCUCAGGCCACACGUUCUUUGUUACUAUUGCUACAAGAACAUUUGACGCCUACUGAUGACAAUAUUGAUAAAAAAGUAUUGGUCACAGCAUUGGAAGCCUACGAAUAUCAUUACAAUGAUGAUGACAAUUCUAUGAUACUUUACAUUUCAAAAGUGGACACUACUGGCUUUCAAAAGCCCGUGAGCGAAGGUGGCACCAAAAGUCUCACUAAAACGCUAGUAUCGGGAUUCUUGAGUUAUUAUGCAACACAACUCAAACAUCUGACAAUCAAAUUACAUUUGUUUGCUCGUGCGCAGCCACAGUAUUUCUUUACCAAAUCUGCAAAAAAUCCAGCAAAACACUUGUUAAAUGACGUGCAAUUGAUCAGAUGGUGGAAAACAUUGCUUCAACAGUUAUUUGUUCUUAAUGAUGAAGAUGGUGAUAACAGUAACAACAAUGAUAAUAUGAGAUGGUUCCUUAUUCCUGGUGUUGUGUCUGAACAUGAAGCUCAACUUUUGAUCAAAGAUCCAAUUGUGAGUCCAUCAGAAACAGAUAGCAAGCUUUGGACAUAUGGAUAUCCUUAUCCGGAUUCUGCGAUUGCUGGACAAGUGAUACCACGAUUUGAGGGUGACCCGAAACUACGUUUUUUCGAAACCUUGGAAGAUUCUGAAUAUCAAAAAAAUGAAAAAGAAAUGCACAUUGAUAGUAAUGAUGAUGAUGAACAGACAAACUUUACUGUUAAAGAGUUUUGGGAAAUGAUUUCUUUCACUUCAGAAUUUAACUCUGGAAAAAAUUCUGCAUUUUUUUGGGUGUAUUUUGGGGGUUCUGCUCAACGCCGCGCCUCUUCUUAUACUGCUACUACUGAUAACUCGAAAGACCCGAUAUUACAAUCGACAACAGUAACAGCAAAUGAGAAACUGGGUGGAUUGACCUUGACUGAUGUCAAAUAUAAUUCCGUAAUUUCGAGUUUGGAACAUUUGGAAUUCUUUCCAUUAGACGUGGCAAUAAACUCCACAAACACUUUUACACAACUCUUGGGUGAAAGAUACUUGUCCGAAGCUGAAAUUGAGUUUACCGGGAAAUUAAAUGAUUCUGUUCCUGAUCAAAAAAAAACUAGUAAUAUCUUAUUGAAUCAGUCAUCAUCAUUGUCAAAAGUUAAUAAUUUGCAAAUGUUCAUAAAAAGAAAUAAACCAACAACACCAACUGAGCAACAACCGAAUCUUUCAAAGGCUCCUUCGUCCCACACAGAUAUCUUUGAUUCCCAAUUGUCUGCAACGUCCUCUGUUGAUACAUCAAAAGAAUCGUUAGAGAAAACUGAGUCAAGUGUCAAACGAGCCAAAAAAUCUGAUAGUGAUUGA
Ambispora gerdemannii is the source of this 1443-nucleotide messenger RNA. NCBI's taxonomy places the organism in Eukaryota, Fungi, Glomeromycota, Glomeromycetes, Archaeosporales, Ambisporaceae. The record is from the annotation of a GenBank genome assembly.